Messenger RNA from Cygnus olor (mute swan), 2978 nucleotides. RefSeq names its product epithelial membrane protein 1 (gene EMP1). The transcript has 4 exons. The record is from RefSeq and is a predicted model, not a curated record. NCBI's taxonomy places the organism in Eukaryota, Metazoa, Chordata, Aves, Anseriformes, Anatidae. Bases 642 to 1397 code for a protein of 251 amino acids. Gene Ontology annotation, cellular component: plasma membrane.
CAUAGUAACUCCUUUAAAACAGAGUGGAGGAGACACACCCUCGCGUACCACCGAGGAAACUUAAACCACCAGCAGGUCACUCCCCUUCACUACGGCUCUGCGCUCCGGCACAGCAGCACCGCGGCCCCCGCACGCUCCUGCUUCCACAGGUGCCAGCACCGGCCCCCAGCCACCCGAGCUCUCUGCACUAGCGACACCACCUAGGAAGGACGCCAAGAUGUUGGUGCUACUGGCUGGUAUCUUUGUGGUUCACAUCGCCACCGUCAUCAUGCUCUUUGUCUCCACCAUUGCCAACGUAAGUAGAGACCACCCUGGAGGAGACACCUGGGGGCUGCUGUCACCUGCUGCAGCAGUAGCCCAUCAUACGGCUGGCAGAGGGACAGGCUGGUGGGUGCUGAGGUCUGUAGAUGAAGGACAUCUGCUCGCAAGUAAGGGUGCGAUGCAGUGAGUCCAGGGCAUGUGAGCCAAACUGGGGUGGUAUGGGGAGGCGGUGGUAUGGGGAGACAGCCUGCCAUGCCCGGUGCUGCAUCCCAGAACCGGCAGCACCUGAACGCUCCUCGUGCAAGCGAGAGGAGAUCAGCAGCUGAUGGCUUUGAAGUGGUAUUUAUCAUCCCAUCUGGCUGUCAGGCUGUUACAUAAUUAUGCGCUCUCCCGUGCCUGUCUGUUUUUAUGAUAACAGCCCGCUCCCGGGAGCCGCCAUCCACACACCUCCUAACAUUUUACCCCUUAUCACCACCCACGAAGGCCCGCGGCCCAAGCACCGCCGGGCCCUAGCCCCGCCGCCGCCUCCAUCUUGGGACGCGCCGCCCGCGCCGGGCCCCUCAGCCGCGGGGCGAGGCCGCCGCCAUUUGCCGCCGCCAUUUGCCGCCGUGCCCGGGGCGAUGGUGACCCCUGGCGGCUCCGCGGGGCCGCCCGGGCCCGGGGUUGUAUCCCCCCCCCCCCCCCCGCUCGGUACGUUCCCCCAACACAAUUGUGUCAUCCCAUUUCAGGUUUGGAUGGUGGGUACCACCACCAUGGGAAAAGGCUCGUGGGGACUCUGGCUAAUGUGCAAUGGCACCUGCAGGCAGCUGACAGUCGGCAGCAGCGAAGCGGCUUCCCUCAAAGCAGCACAAGCCUUUAUGAUCCUCUCAAUCAUUUUCUCCGUCAUCGCGCUUGUCAUGUUCAUUGUCCAGCUGUUCACCCUAGAGAAAGGCAAACGUUUCUACAUCACUGGAGCCAUCAUGCUGGUUUGCUGGUUGUGCAUUCUGAUUGGAGCCUCCAUUUUCACAGCUCGGUUCACAGGCUUGCAGUUAGGGUUUGGAAAUGUUCACCACGGCUACAGCUUCAUAUUGGCCUGGAUCUGCUUUUGCUUCAGUUUCAUCAUCGGCAUCCUCUACCUUGUUCUUAGGAAAAAAUAAGGCUGAUGGGAGUACUGGGGAGGGGGCUGCUGGAGACAGGGAAGAAUUGCUCUGCUGAGAGAACUGUUGGGCCAAUAGAAAAAAAAAAAAGAAAAAAGAAAGAAACAGCCACCAUCAUCACUUCUGCCACCACUACAGAAAGAUACCUAACAAAACUAGAAUCCUCAGAAACUCAUUCACCAAACAGAGGGAAAAACAGCUCCAACUGAUCUCUCACUCCUGGGGCUGCUGCACCAGAAAUCUGCAAGUGACCCAGACAGCUGUUCCCCUUUUCUGCAAAGUUAUGCGAUACCUUCACAAACAUUCAAGUCCAGCAGUGAUGACUGAAGAGCACCACAAAAACAAGGGCUACAUCUUUUUCCCUGUCUAGAGCCCUUCCCACUUACCUUUCAGUGUGCCUUGUGGGUUGGGCAGUGGGCUUAUGACUCCUUUUUUUGUCUAUUGAAACAAAUGGUAUGGGCCUUUUGUUACAGUUAUAUAUAUAUAUAUAUAUAUGCACAUAUAAGAAGGUUAAAGACAUUAAAUUGAGAAACAACCCAAUAGAAAUCAGAUUAAAUUAGUAUUAAAAAUGCUACAUGAACACUGCAGCAAUAUUUUUUUCUGUUCUGUUUCCUAUCUGAUAUUCCCACAGUUGAAUCAAAUACAGUUAGGAAGGGCAAAUAUACAGGCAUGGAUGACGGAUAGAGAGAGAGAAAAAGAGGGGGGGGGGGAAGGUACGUAGGGGUUCCUAAUUACAGAGGAUGCAGUUGCUCAAUGAUGCAUAUGCAGGGAGGGAAUCAUUUGUGUGUGUGUCUACAUUUAAAUCUUCUAUUUAGCUCUAGAACAUAGCAACAACACUGGAACAUCACUUCUUUUUUUUUUUUUAAGUCCUUAUCUGUAGGCAGGUGGGUUUUUUUUGUUGUUGUUUUUUUUUGUUUGUUUUGUUUUUUUGUUUUUCCACAUCGUCAUCCAGGACAUAGUAUUAAUUGAGAGCCCCAAGUUGUGACAAAACUUGUCACAAAAGCAGAUGCUGUUAGCAGAGGAAAGGUAUUCCCUAAUGAGAGACUUGGAGAGAUGAGACAGGACUUGUGUGUUCUCCUCCUUGCUGCACAAUCUUAGGCCAGUCACAAACCGGUGCUUUUCCAUCUGCCUAUACCUACCUCCCAGGGUUGCUGAGAUAUUUUGAGUCCACUCUGUAAUACAAGGUCCCCAUGUGAAAAGCUGGCAUGGGUAAGUCAGGCAUUGUUACUGCUGCAACCCACACAUUUCUGUCAGUUUGAAGAAUCUCAGUUGCAAGCUGACUUUAUAAGGACAAGAGGUCAAAACUUCCUGUGACUCCAUCCAUACCCUAAAAGGCAGAGUAUCUAACAAUGUAUAGGUGCAGAUUGUGCAUGGACCCUGUUUACCCUCUCCCCACCCCCUACCUCACCCCCCCCUUCUGUUACAUUUUCUCUAUGUAGACUUAUCAAUUUGGUGGAUAUAUUCUAUUACUGUACGUUGCUGUUCAUUAACAGAGGUAUUUAUAUAUAGUCACUUGUAAAUACGUUGAAAUGCAUAUUUUUAACUUUUAAGGGUAAUAAAAAUAAAAAAUCUGAUUCCCUU